CCAGGGACUCUUCAGCACGUGUGUGCAGUUAUGGCGGCGGAGGAGCAGGACCGCGCUGCUGCUGCUGAUGUUCUGAGAUCUUUAGCGCGAUACCUGAACUGCCUGAACGAGGACAACAAGAGCAGCAGGGCGCGAGCGCUAGAGCGAAUCCGGCGAGAGACGGUGGGUGAUAAUGCGCUGCCGAGCUCGGAGCUGCAGGAGGUGUUCGGGGGUCUGCUAAAGCCUGUGCUGAAGUGUGUGUCAGACCCCGCGGAGAAAUGCAGAGAAACCGCUAUCCAGAUCAUCACAGACUUUAUCAGGGCCGUGCCCGAGCCGGAGCAGGCUCUGCCCUACCUAAUGCCCUGCCUGGCUCAGCGGCUCGGCGGCAAGGAGAUCCUGGAGCCGGCCGAGGAGCUGCGCUUCUCCAUGCUGGAGCUGCUCUGCCUGGUUGUGGAGGUCUGUGGGCGGAAACUCGCUCCGUACCUGGAUGACAUGAUCAGAAUCCUGCAGAGAACUAUAACCGACCCUUUUCCUGACGCUAAGAGAGAGAGCUGUAAAUGCACCAUACAGUUCGCGCGCUGUGUACCGGAUCACUUCCACAUGCAGGCAGAGAGUCUGGUGAAGCCUCUGAUGCAGACGCUCUCUCACCAGCACUCUCGUGUGAGAGUCGCAGCUACAGAAGCAACAGGUGCUGUUAUCCAGUACGGCACAGGGAAGAACGUGGAUGAUGUGCUGUCUCACCUGGCACAGAGACUGUUUGAUGACUCCCCACAGGUGAGGAAAGCUGUGACUGCAGUAGUUGGUGACUGGCUUCUUCAUCUGCAGGACAGAUACUCCUACUUCCACAAGCUCAUCCCACUGCUGCUCAGCAGCCUCAGCGACGACAUCCCUGAGAUAAGGAACUUGGCUGUGGAGCUUUGGGGACAGAUUGGCGCUCAGUGGGAGAAAGAAAAUGAAGACGAUCUGAAGGACAAAAUGGAUUUUCUGCUGUCUGCACCUUCUCGAUAUCCACCUGGGGUGGAGCGUCCGCCGCUGGGCUGCAGGGAGCUGGUGGUAAGGAACCUGUCGAAGCUGAUGCCUGCUCUGGGUCGUGAUGCAGGUGACUGGCUGGUGCAGACACGUGUGAAAGCACUGCAGCUUUUGAGGGUUCUUCUGUUGCAUGCUGAAGACCACUGCACACAACACCUGCAGCCUCUUCUUACAACCUUAUACCGUGCCUGUGCUGAUCCUGAACCAGCCGCCAGAACACAUUGUUUGGAGUCGGCGGAGCUGCUUGGUGUGUUUGUGAAUCCAGAGGUUUAUCUCAGUCUCCUGCUGGCUGAAGUGAGCAGCUCUUCCUUCUCUUCCUGUCUGUGGGCUCCGCUCAUGGUCCUGACAGCCGUACUGAAGGGCAGCUCCAGGGAAGCUCUCCGGCCGCACCUGCUGCAGCUCGGAAACACACUCGCUCAACCUGACGUCUGCCAGGAUUCCCAGCAGGUGGUGUAUCUGGAGCAGUUGGUGGUGUGUGUGGAGGUUCUGCUGCGUGUGUGUGAGGAAGACUGUGGCAUCAUCAGUCUGCAGCUGCUGAAGGUCCUGGUGAACGUGCAGAGCUUAAGCACAGAGCAGGAGCUGUGCAACAGGGCGGAGGAGUGUGUGAGGUGUUUAUGCACAGUAUUGGGUCUCAGCGAUGUGUCUGAUUUGUACAGGCAACACAUGGCUGACUUGCUGCAGUGGCUGUCUGACUCCCAGCACUGCUGGACUGCUCACUCCGUCCACAAAAACCUGCUGAACAUCAUCGCCUUGCAGUCAGGGCCUGUGCUGGGUGAAUUUCUUCCCCAGUUUCUGCCGUUAUUGCGAAGCUGUCUGGAGCCCAGUAGAGACCCUGAGCUACGGCUGCAUGUUUUCACUGUGCUGUCCAAACUACUGCUGAACUCCAGCAAAACACUGAACUCACAGAGGUGUUUUGGUGAAUAUGUUGGAGUGUUUCUACAGGAGUUGUUAUUGCCAAACCUGGUGUGGCGAGCCGGCCGGACAUCUGCAGCGGUCAGAACAUCCGCCCUCAGCUGCCUUCUCGCCCUGCUGCAGGGAGGGGCCAUCUCAAAGGAACAGGUUUUGAGUGUGGAGCAGAAGCUCAUUGCGGAUUUGAUUUCUACACUGGAGGAGGACUCUCAGCUCUCACGCCUUCUGGCUUCCAGAUCACUGCACACACUCAUGACCAUCACUGCACACUGCCUCAGCCCUGAGGCACUCAACAAGAUAUAUCCAGAGCUUCUAAAGCGUGUAGAUGACAGCAGUGACGAGGUGCGUGCUGAAGCCCUGAAGGCCUUGAGUGUGUGGUUCUCAUCUUUAGGGAAAGAUUACGACACACAGACAUACCGCCCCCAUCUGCAGUUCCUCUUCCAGCAGCUUCUGCUGUACCUGGAUGACCCUGAUCAAAGAAUCCAACUCGUAGUGCUGGAUGUUCUGAAGGUGGGCAGUAUGGCAGACUCUGCUCUGUUGCAGCAGGAGGUUGAAGCAGUACGAGGGAAACAGCGCAGUGCUGAGUAUUGUGAUCAGCUGCUGGAGCACAUACGUUCACACAUCGUAAAUUAAUUUAAGAUUUUUUUGUAGUAUUUUUAUUAAUUAAAAAAUGAACUGAAGUCAGUUUGCAUUUGAAACGGGAUGUUCCCGAUGUUGUGUCAAAAUUCUGUGCUCAAUAGACUAUUGGACAAAUAGAAUGUGUUUUACAUUGACGUCCAUUAAAGGUUCUGAUGAUUUUUUACUAUUCUUGUAAAACUGCAAUUGUGGAGAUAAGAGUUACAUUUUUGCCUGACAGCAAUGAUAUAAUAACAUAAUAUACUAUUUAUUUGUUACUUGUUUGCGUAAAGGAAUAACAGAUAAACAGUAUACGUUCUUAAUAAAUAUAAUGAACUUUCAUUUUAAUUUGUUGAAGUUGGCACUGUGCUCUGCAGUAUUUUAUAGUUUGAAAUGUGCCUUACUACUUGAAUUUGUCUUUAAAUAAUAAAAUACAGAAAUACAUUA
This is a messenger RNA of Astyanax mexicanus (Mexican tetra), 2979 nucleotides long. It is a transcript of the gene dnaaf5, whose product is annotated as dynein axonemal assembly factor 5. The coding region runs from base 31 to 2550 and encodes 839 amino acids. Gene Ontology annotation, molecular function: dynein intermediate chain binding. Gene Ontology annotation, cellular component: cytoplasm. Gene Ontology annotation, biological process: inner dynein arm assembly; cilium movement; outer dynein arm assembly. The record is from RefSeq and is a predicted model, not a curated record. The transcript has 13 exons. Lineage: Eukaryota; Metazoa; Chordata; Actinopteri; Characiformes; Acestrorhamphidae.